Messenger RNA from Olea europaea var. sylvestris, 510 nucleotides. RefSeq lists its product as uncharacterized. The transcript is spliced from 2 exons. The record is from RefSeq and is a predicted model, not a curated record. Lineage: Eukaryota; Viridiplantae; Streptophyta; Magnoliopsida; Lamiales; Oleaceae. Bases 1 to 510 code for a protein of 169 amino acids.
AUGGCAUGGAUUUAUAUCUAUGAUAUCAUCUUUGGUUCUCUCAUUGAUUCUCUUGCUCAUGAAUUUUCUGAAUGCAUGAAGCAGGAAUUUGAUAUGAUACACAAAAGACUUUUUGUCAAGAAAUUUGAGCUAGACAGCAAGAAACACACUGGAACACUCAUUAGCACGAGUAUUAAGUUAGGUCAUGAUCCUAUAGGUAAGAGUGUUAAUCAUACACUAUAUAGGAGUAUGAUAUGUAGUUUACUUUAUCUUAUUGCCAAUAGACCUGACAUAGCUUUUAAUGUUGGGGUAUGUACGAGAUUUCAGGCUUAUCCUAAAGAAUCCUACUUAAGUGCAGUAAGGCUUAUCAUUCGAUAUGUAAAUGUCAUUGUAGAUCAUGAAAUCUUGUACUCUAGAGAUUCUAAUCUUGAUCUUACUGGAUAUCCCGAUACCGAUUGGGUUGGGAAUGCUGAUUAUAGAAAGAGCACAUCGGGAGGAUGUUUCCAUGUUGGUUCCAAUCUUGUAGCCUGA